UAUAUAGACACAUGUAUAUAUUUCUCCAUUAUAGCAACAAUUUUUCUCUCCCUUGAAGGUUUAGUCUCUUCUUUAAUUCUCUGUGGAACUGCAAGCCAUGAAUGGGUAUAGAGAAGACAAUUGCUGCUGCUAUUUCCAUCCUAAAGAGUCUGUUAUAGGAGUUUGUCCUCUAUGCUUAAAUGAGAAGCUUCUUGUAUUGGCUGCAAAGCAAGGCCAAGUUUCAUCAUCAAGAUCACACCAAGCUUUUUCUACCAGGAAGCCUUCCAUCAGCCUCUCUAAGAUCUUUGCUUUAGGUUCUCUCCUCAACCGCCUCGAAUUUCGCCAUUGGAAGUCUGAUAAUAACUCUGAUAAAUCUGAUGCCUCCACCAGCCCUGAAGAGUCCUUUAUAUCAAUAAAGUUUGAAGAGAAUGGAGCAGCCUCAUGGGAAAAGGGCAAUAAGGUCAGUGUAGAGCAAAGCAGCAAGUCUUGGAACCAUGAUUUGAAUAGAGAAAACAAGGAUGCCAAACAAGGCAAAGACACUAAGGAGACAAUGAGCGUGAUAGAGCAUUCAAAGCCGCGUGGGUCGCUUAGGUGGAGAAAAAGGAUUGGUCAUCUAUUCCAAGUCAUCAGAUGGAAGAGGUCUAACAGAGGAAACAAUGUGUGCCACGUGGGAACCAAGGUGGAAGGAGUCAAGGUGAGGAAAGGGUGGAUAAGGACACUGACAAAGAGAAGGACCAAAGAAUAAAAGAAAGAAGAAAAGAAUUUGCGGAGAAAAUGACAUUAUCAUUUUCCUCCCUCUCUCUCGCUUUGGACUGUAAAGUUCUGUAUUAUUGUGAUAUACAAGUCAAAUUGCUUUACUUCUUUCA
Messenger RNA from Manihot esculenta (cassava), 845 nucleotides. RefSeq lists its product as uncharacterized. Bases 98 to 724 code for a protein of 208 amino acids. The record is from RefSeq and is a predicted model, not a curated record. NCBI's taxonomy places the organism in Eukaryota, Viridiplantae, Streptophyta, Magnoliopsida, Malpighiales, Euphorbiaceae. The transcript has 2 exons.